AAAUGAUCACUUAGUGAGAGUGAGUUCUGUUUAAUACACGACAAAAUGAAGUUCUCGAUUAAAUUUUUAUUUUUGUUCUUGGUGUUCAUGAUAACUCCAAUUUUUGGACGUGAGUCAGCACAAUUCUGUGAAUCAUCCGUUACUGUAGACCAAAUUCGGUUACUUAAAAAUGAAUUUGAAUUCUUCCAAAAGAAUAUCGCUUUUGAUCCUUACGAUUCCAAAAAAGCUGUCACCAAAUACGAACUCUAUCCGAAUGGAUGGUUAUCAUACGGAAUUUAUUCAGACGAAGUUGGAAUAAGCGACGAUGUCUUGUGGAGUAUGAUAUAUGUUGAUGAGCACGGUGAUGCGCAAACGCUCCGUGUCAAUCCAAAUGGAACGAGUUAUGAAGUCACUCACGAUAGUAACGUUAUUGCUAUUUUGUCCACUCUGCAAGAUGUCAGCGAGAAAGAAGUACAAAGUGCCGAAUACUUUCCAGUGAUAGAGAAAAUGGUAGCAAUGUAUCGAUCGGCAAAGUUAUUUCGUUUAAACUUGGAUACGAAAAAGAUUUCCGGCGUAGAGGGUAAAGUAACGCACUACGAAAUUGCACCUAACAGUGACUUUGAGUUCGAAAGAGAUUUUACGCUGAAGAUUGCCGAAAAACGCUCAACAAUUGAAAACUUCACAGUGAAUGGCACCUAUGCUUGUAAGUUCGUAGACGUCGAUAAACAAAUGCACGGUGAAUAUGGAAGUGCAUACAGAUACCAUCUUCUAUCUACUGACAUAACCUUGACCAAUAAAUUUGCGUCAGCUGUUAUGUAAUUGGAAUUUAUUUUAUAUGGACAGUAAACAACAUUUUCGCAAGUACAUUUACUU
Messenger RNA from Bradysia coprophila, 852 nucleotides. RefSeq lists its product as uncharacterized. NCBI's taxonomy places the organism in Eukaryota, Metazoa, Arthropoda, Insecta, Diptera, Sciaridae. The record is from RefSeq and is a predicted model, not a curated record.